Symbiodinium necroappetens is the source of this 938-nucleotide messenger RNA. The record is from the annotation of a GenBank genome assembly. NCBI's taxonomy places the organism in Eukaryota, Dinophyceae, Suessiales, Symbiodiniaceae.
CCGCCGCCGGUCUGGUGCCGCCCGCGGUCGCCACACACCUCUUCGGCAGCUUCGGCUCGGUGAUGAUGGCGGUGAUGCUCUUCAUGGCCAUCACCUCCACAGGCUCUGCCGAGGGCAUCGCCGUGUCAUCCCUGAUUACAUACGACAUCUACAAGACCUACAUCAACCCCAAGUGCACCGGGAAACAGGUGCUGAGAAUUUCCCAGGCGGUGGUGGUCACCUUCGGCCUACUCAUGGGCGGCCUCGGUGCCGCCCUUAACUGCAUUGGUCUGAACCUGAGCUGGCUGUACCUAUUUAUGGGCAAUGUCAUCGGCUCUGCCGUGGUGCCUCUCUGGAACUUGCUCAUGUGGAAGGAUGCCAACGCGACAGGGGCCGUGGUUGCAGUCUGGGGCGGCAUGAUCCUGGCCCUGGCGACUUGGCUCAUGGCGUGCCAGGCCGAGUUUGGUGAAAUCACCAUCGAGAACCUGGGAGAAUUGAACCCAAACCUCGCCGGGAACCUCAUGGCCUUAGCAUCCUCUGCCUUGAUCCAUUUCGUCUUCUCCAUGAAGAAUCCGCAAAACUAUGAUUUCGAAUCUAUGGGCAAGAUUGAGGAAAUGCUGGAGCAGGACAUGAGUGGGCUAGAUGAGCAGGAUUACACGCCGGAGUUCUUGGAUGCUGCUCAGAGCUGGAUUCAGAACCGGGGCUUCGCUUUCAGCGUCCUGAUGGUCUUCAUUUGGCCCAUGCUUUCUGUACCGGCUGGCGUCUUUGGCAAAGAUUAUUUUGCCUUCUGGGUGUUCAUUAGCAUUGCCUGGAGCUUCCUGGCCGCCUUCGUGAUCAUCGUCCUCCCCAUCCAGGAAUCCUGGGACUCCAUCUGCCGGGUCGGUUCCUUCCUUGUGGGAAGGGGAACCGGGAAACAAGGCCUUGCCACAAAUGCCGCUGCCACCGGCGAUGCGCUGUAG